AUUCCAUAUUAUUAUGGAAUUAUAAUAAAGUAUUAAGUAAUAUUAUUUAAAUGAUUGAUGUUGAAUGUUUACGAAAUUAAGUUUACUUCGUAAGAUAACAAAAAUGUCUUCUAUUCCAUUUAUUGAUAUCGGAGCAAAUUUGACAGAUCCCAUGUUUAAAGGAAUAUACAAUGGUAAUAAAAAGCAUAAAGAAGAUUUAGUUAAUGUUUUGGAACGUGCUUGGAAAAAUGAUAUUAAAAAGAUUAUUAUAACUAGUGGCAGUUUAGAUGACUCCAUUGAAUCUUUAAAGAUAGCAUCAUUGAGUGAAAAUCUUUACUGCACUGUUGGUUGUCAUCCAACACGCUGUGAUGAGUUUAUUAAAGCUCAAAGUCCUGAAUCAUAUUUAAAUAGUUUAUCAGACUUGAUAAAAAAUAAUCGUUCAAAAGUAGUAGCUAUAGGAGAAUGUGGACUUGAUAAUCAACGAUUACAUUUUUGCUCCAAAGAAAUCCAAGAAAAUUAUUUUGAAAUGCAGUUAAAAUUAAGUGAAGAGUUUAAUCUACCAUUAUUUUUGCACUGCCGUGAUGCAGCUCCUACAUUUUUAGAAAUAUUGAAGAGAAAUUCAAAUUUUAUAAAAUCAGGAGGUGUUGUGCAUUCUUUUGAUGGAAGUUUAAAAGAGGCUGAAGAUAUAAUUAACUUAGGGUUUUAUAUUGGUAUUAAUGGAUGUUCAUUACGGACAGAGGAUAAUUUAAAAACAGUACGAGAGUUGCCCAUAAAUCGUUUGAUGCUGGAAACAGAUUGUCCGUGGUGUGAAGUAAAACAAACACAUCCUUCUUAUUCUUAUGUACAAACUAAAUUUAAUUCAGUGAAAAAAGAAAAAUUUAUUGAUGGUUCUAUGGUCAAAGGAAGAAAUGAACCAUCAACUAUUAAACAAGUCUUUGAAGUAUUAGCUUCACUGAAAAAUGAAGACCCUGUUUACUUAGGAAAUCAAAUAUAUCAAAAUACUAUGGAUCUAUUUUUUAAACAUAGAUAGUUUUCAAACUAUCUAAUAAUUAGGCAUUAAUAUUUUUUAUUAAUAGUGCAUAUGUUUCUCAGAAAAUAUAUAUUUAUAUAAUA
Molecule: messenger RNA, 1092 nt
Organism: Melanaphis sacchari
Lineage: Eukaryota; Metazoa; Arthropoda; Insecta; Hemiptera; Aphididae
Product: putative deoxyribonuclease TATDN1
Exons: 6
Coding region: 65-1009 (314 amino acids)
Cellular component (GO): cytosol
Molecular function (GO): 3'-5'-DNA exonuclease activity
Source: RefSeq, a predicted model, not a curated record